UGCGUUACCCCUAAAAAGCAUGGGGCAACGAAGUGAUCUUGGGUUUUCUGACUUCAAGUCGCAAAUGCCAUCUUUAGUAGACAUACCAGGGGAAGAAACAAAGAUUCUAGACUUUUGGAAGAGUCAUGAUGCAUUCAAAACGUCCUUGAAACACUCUUCCGGAAAACGUCGGUUCACAUUUUAUGAUGGCCCGCCAUUCGCCACAGGUCUACCACAUUAUGGCCAUCUGUUAGCUGGGACAAUAAAGGAUAUUGUAACACGUUACGCUCAUCAGAGAGGUCAUCAUGUUGAACGAAGGUUUGGAUGGGACUGUCAUGGAUUACCUGUGGAGUACGAAGUUGACAAAGAGCUUGGAAUUACGGGCCCCCAUGAUGUAGAAAAAAUGGGAGUAGCCUGCUACAAUGAUAAAUGUCGAGCAAUUGUCAUGCGUUACAGUUCUCAGUGGGAAAAAGUAACAAACCGCCUUGGUCGGUGGAUUGAUUUUGAAAAUGACUACAGGACUAUGUAUCCGUGGUUUAUGGAGUCUGUUUGGUGGGUCUUUAAACAACUGUAUGAUAAGGGUUUGGUGUACCGUGGUCUAAAAGUAAUGCCGUUCUCAACUGCAUGUUCAACCCCUCUUUCAAACUUUGAGGCAGGACAAAACUACAAAGACGUUCAAGACCCUGCUAUUAUUGUUAGCUUCCCGUUGGAUAAUGAUCCUGAAACUUCAAUGAUAGCUUGGACAACAACCCCUUGGACUCUUGUUAGCAACCUUGCUCUGUGCAUGCACCCUGAUAAAGAAUAUGUUAAGAUUUUGGAUACAUCAAAAAAUCGAAAAUUCAUUAUGAUGAAGGCUCGUCUUACAUCAGUAUAUAAGCAAGAAAAUGAAUACAAAGUAUUAGAUACCUUCAAAGGAAGAUCCAUGGAAGGCCUAACAUAUCAACCACCAUUCAGUUACUUUAUACAUCUUAAAAAGGAACGAGGUGCAUUUCGUAUUUUAUGUGAUACCUAUGUAACAGAAGAUGUUGGUACUGGUGUUGUACACCAAGCUCCUUACUUUGGUGAGGAUGAUUUUCGUGUGUGUCUGAAAAACGGUAUUGUUGGGAAAGAUACACCGAUGAUUUGUCCUGUAAAUCCAAACGGUCGAUUCACUGAUGAAAUUAAAGAUUUUGCUGGGAUGUAUGUAAAAGAUGCGGAUAAGCUUAUUUGUCAGAAUUUGAAAAAAAAAGGCCGUUUAGUACAUCAAAGUACAAUUACUCACAGUUAUCCAUUUUGUUGGAGAUCAGAUACUCCAUUAAUAUACAAAGCUAUUCCUACGUGGUUUAUUCGUGUUGAACAAAUGAUUGAUCGACUGUUGGCUAACAAUGCAAAAUGUCUAUGGGUACCGGAUUUUGUACGUGAAGGUAGAUUUGCUAAUUGGCUACGUGAUGCACGUGAUUGGGCUGUGUCUAGAAAUCGUUUCUGGGGUACACCAAUACCAAUAUGGACAAGUGAUGAUAUGGAAGAAGUGGUUUGUGUUGGUUCUAUUGAAGAAUUGAAACUAUUAUCUGGUAUAGAGGUUACGGAUUUACACAAAGAAUUUGUUGACCCAAUCACUAUUCCAUCGUCAACUGGACGAGGUGUUUUACAUCGUGUUUCUGAAGUAUUUGACUGUUGGUUUGAAUCAGGAUCCAUGCCGUAUGCCCAGAUACAUUAUCCAUUUGAGAAUACAACUGUAUUUCAAGAAGGUUUCCCAGCAGAUUUCAUCGCUGAAGGUAUUGACCAAACACGAGGCUGGUUUUAUACAUUAUUGGUAUUAUCCACUGCAUUAUUCGAUCAACCACCAUUUCGUAAUUUAAUUGUUAAUGGAAUAGUUUUAGCCGCCGAUGGACAGAAGAUGAGUAAGCGUGCCAAAAACUAUCCAGAUCCAGUUGAAGUUAUAGAAAAACACGGUGCAGAUCCACUACGAUUAUAUUUAAUAAAUUCACCGGUAGUUCGAGCACAAAAUCUACGAUUCAGUGAAUCUGGUGUACAUGAAAUUGUAAAAGAUGUAUUUCUGCCAUGGUGUAAUGCAUUACGAUUUUUAAUUGAGUCAUCAAUCUUACCAUAUCAAAAAAUAACUAAUCAAUUAUUCAUUGUGAAAUCAGAUGAAUUCCCUUUGACAAAUAAUUUUAUGGAUCGUUGGAUUUUAUCAUUUACUCAAAGUCUAAUAUUGUUUGUACAUGAAGAACUUUCAGGUUAUCGUUUGUAUACAGUGGUGCCGCGUUUAGUAAAAUUUAUUGAUCACCUUGUUAAUUGGUAUGUACGGAUGAAUCGUAAACGCUUAAAAGGAGAUGUUGUUGAAAAUCAAAAUGAUUGGAAAGCAGCUUUGCAUACACUAUUGAAAGUGAUUUAUCAGAUUACAUGUUUAAUGUCACCUUUCACUCCAUUUAUAACUGAAUUUAUCUAUCAACAUAUCAAGAGUUAUCUUGAUUAUACUGAUAAUUUGAAAGAUCAUAGUUCUCUUCUUCCUGGUUAUUCAUCUGAAACUGGUGCUCCCGAUUCCAUUCACUACAUACAAGCCCCUGAACCAAAAUUAGAAUUGAUCUCAAAUGAAAUAGAAGAUAUUGUCUAUUGGAUGCAAUCUACCGUGGAAUUAGGUCGUAUAAUACGUACUCGUUGUAAUCUUCCGUUGAAAGCACCACUACGUGAAGCUAUUGUUAUUCAUUCAGAUCCGAAUAUUUUGAAAAAUAUCAAAUCUGCACAAACAUAUAUCAUUGAAGAAUUGAACGUUCGUGUUCUCACUACAACUAGUGAUAAACAUCGUUAUGGUGUUCAACUUCGUGGUGUAUUAAAUCAUAAAACAUUAGGUGCACGACUUAAAAAUGAUUAUAAAUCUGUUGUGAACAAGGUGAAAGAUAUGUCAACUGAAGAAUUGGAACAAUUUGUCAAUACUGGUCACAUAGUUGUUUGUGGGCAUAAAUUAUCCGGUGAUGACUUAUCAGUAGUAUAUUCGACUGGUAUUAGUAGUAGCAGUGGGUGUAGUGAUACUCAAUCAUCUACAUCUGGAUUAAAACGUAAAUCUGAAAAAUCAUCAUCCCCCACAUUGGACGGAAAUAGUCAAGUAAACUCAUCCAAAUAUGAAACAGCUUCAGAUGCUAAAGGUCUAUUGGUAAUAUUGGAUAUAACUGCAGAUGUUGAACUGGAAAAUGAACGUUUAGCUAGAGAACUUGUUAAUCGUAUACAACGAACACGUAAAAAGGUGAGUAGUGUGGGUUCAUUGUCGUUCAAUGUAUUUGAUGGUAGUUAUCUGUCUUUCUUGCUGUUUUCUUAUUAUCUCAUAAAUUGUCUUACUGAAUUAAUUGUGCUAUACUCUAUUGUAACCAAGUAUGAUGGUACUAUAUAUUCGACUUUACAUUUUUUUCUUUCUAGUCAGCUGCCGAAACAGAUACGAGCGUCGAGCUUGAUUCAGUCGUAGCAUCUAAGUCAUUUUUUUCUGUUGAAUGAAAGGAAAGCGUGAAUGUCUCACUUUUAAUGUUGUGGGGUAUAAUAUUUCUUGAAAAUUCGUCAAGAAUCAUACCAGAAAUUUGAUUUUUUUAAACUGUCAUUUUGAAUCUUUAAAUUUCCUUGGUAAUAUUAGUUUCAGCUCUCUAAAACUUACACUAUUGAUUUUCAAACAGAGCACUUAAACACUUUUCUAUAUAUACACCUAUUCAUUUAAAACCACAUCUGUAUCGGUCAGAGUUGGAUUAAACAUCCUGGUUUCUGUAUGUCUUCUCAAGUUUUGUGCCUGGGUUACACGUAUUUUGUCGGAGAAUGGUAAAUACUUUUAUUGUGUGUUUUGUGUUUCCGUGUCCUGUUUUCUAAUCAUAUCACAGCGUUAAUAUGUAAUAAGAGACCAGUCUCUGCUAGAGUAGCCCAAUGGUAACACUGACCGUUAUAUUGUUUAAUGUGAAUUACAAAUCUAUGAACUAUACCAGUUUCUCUGUGAUUGGUGGAGAGUGUCACUUCAAGUCGAUAUCUCUAUGUUCCAAGAUCUGAGAUAUUUGUGCCACUUUAACUAGAAGUUACUUUGCAACUUGAUCGUUUGAAUUUAAUCAGCACUGAAGAAAUAUAAUACUGAUUACAUACUAUCCCAGAAAUCAUUUAGUUUGAAGCAUGAAAUUUCACUUCAUUCUCCCGUUCAUCUUCUUUUGUCAGUUAAUCAAGCAAUUGAUUAAAAUAGAAGAAUACAGAUUAGUAUAUAAUAUGUAAAGACACGAAGUGUGUUUGGAUAAGACUACUCAUGAGACCAAAAUAUUCACGUAGGCCUUAAUUGAACUGAUAUCAGAAGGGGACCAUACCACUAACCAGUAGGUUAGGUUUUUGUUAGGGAUGCUGAAGAAUAUACCAAUCAUUAUUAUGUUAAGUCUAAUGAUGUCCUUGGACGUUAAAUGGACAUUUCCUAUUGGCCGUUAUUUAUUUCACACGUUAAAUAUUGUACAGAUGUUGUUUUCUAUUUUUAUGGUACGAUGUGGUCUGUUUGGUUGGUAUAUAAACAGAGUAUGUCUGAAAUAUAACAAUUCAUAUCUCAGAGGCUGUGACUUGCGUUCUGGACUCAACUGGCUAGGCUAAACAGCGAAGCAAGGCCAAUCGGGACUCUAGUAUAAACAAGGGAUUAGGAUUGUUUCUGCUGUGUUUGAAGAGAUCACGAUAUUACCUAAAAUCAACGAACGGAACGAAAGUCUACAAGACAACAACAGAACAAGCUGCACUCCAGCCCUGCUAUAAGUAUAGGGAGAAAACCAGAUUCAACCGGGAGAAUAUAUAUUCAACAAGCAGCCCGGAAGCACGAACAAACAAGCACAUAACUCAUGCGUAUAUAUAUACAAUACAAUAAUGCCUUUGGGCAACGUCAAAAAAUUGCAUACCAAAAGAGGGGACGAAUCAAUGACAUUUCACGUUCUUCUAAGUGGGAAAUACAAACUAAAGUAAAAGUAGGUGCUUUUGGCGUGAAAGUGACAAAUUCGAAUUUCGGAAAUAAAAUUUUAAGCAAUAAGAUGUUCAUCAAGUUAUUUCUGGAGAUCCAAUAUCACUAACAGUCUUUUUGCGUUCAAUACUUCAUUAAAGAAUUGAAUUAUUUCAGUGUUUUUGUGAAGUACCCUUAUUUUCCUUUUUGAUUUUUCCAACUUUUCCAGGCUGAAUUAAUUCCGGAAAAUCCAAUUGUUAUUUUAGCAAUUACUGAUUUAGACUCUUAUUACAAUAUUGCUGGACCACAUGGAAAUUAUUUAAAUUUUAUUCAAUCAACUAUUAAACAACCUUUCACUGUUAUGAAACAAUCAACAAUGAAUAAUAUUAGUCUUAUAGAUAUUAUGCAAUGUGCUAAAUCUAUUCUACCUGAUGGUUGGGAAUUAACUACUGAAGUGAUACGUGAUACAGUUUCAAUUCCACCGGAUAAUAUUGACCUGAUUAUAUUUUCAAGACAGCCAAUACAUGAUUCUUCUGAUCAUCAUAUUAAAAUUAAUAUUAAUAUGAAUUCAGUUGAAAUAAAAAAGCGACCAGUAUUUGUUAACGUUAUAAAUUAUACUAAUCAUGCACAAACUAUUAAAGUACAAUUAUGUGAUUCAAAUAAUCAAUGGUUUGUCCAUAGUGUAGACGAUUUACUACGAAAGGUGAAAUGUGCUUUUGGUUGGUCGACCAAUAUCAAUUUACAAUUGUACACUGCAUUAAAUACUGAUAAUAUAAAUGAUUUAAAACCAUUUGUACAUGUUCCAGCUAAUCAAUUGAUUAAUUUGGACGGAAUCACUUUGUAUGCUUCUGUUUAAUAAGACAUUGUGUUAUGAAUAAUUAUUUAUUUAUAUAUUUCUUUAAUAAAAAUGAAGUGCUUCGGAUAUAAAAACAGAGUUUCGUUCAAAAAGUAGAUCUGUUUUAUUUUGAUCAUUACAGAAUUUGCGAUAUAAUGUAACUACAAAACAUAAAUAUACCUCGUAUUGCCCCCGAUUGCUCUGAUAUGGCCGAGAGUGCAAAGCCCGCUCUCCAUUUCGAAAUGCUCUCACAUGGCCAUGCGUAUACAGCCACUGUUAGGGAAGUCUUACUCACUGCCUUCUCGCGGCGUGGGUGUUGUUUACGAAACUAAGAGAACGAAAAACGAAUGUCCGGCGCUUUGACCCUGUUGUGGGUACGGAGGACUCACCAAGGGGAUUUGGAAAACUCUAAUUCCAAAUCAAUGGUGCACAUCGGCUUCAAGAUCCUGAGGAAAUAAGUGACAUAUGAACCUAUUGUUGGUCAUCGACUACCAUGAGAUUGUGUCUCCUAAAGUUGCUCCACUGGCUUGUGGAUUACAUUUUUAGGUCAGAUGUUCGGGGAGUGGCCCCCUAAGGACACAACUCACUUCGAUUUGAGUGCCCGGACAGUAUUACAGCCCUCACACAAAUCGAAUGGUUUGUGUGGCCCAUACCUACUUAGUGCCUCCUUGUACCAAUGUUUAUGUGUUUAAAUAAAUCAAUGAAUUGACCUCUUUUUGGCGGCUACCAGUUAGCGCAUAUAUUACACAUACCUAUUCAUCACUUACCCCGAAAUACAUUACUAUCCGAUAUGAGGGUUAAUUGAAAGAAGUGGUCAACUUUGUGCAUAAUAUCAAUCCAUGAAGUUAUUGGCAAUUGGAAUGUUCCUUUUGUUAGAAGGCAUAGAGUGGUUAUUUGGCGUCAGCUUAGUCAUAAUAAUACAUGGAUGAAGAUGUUCGGAUGGUAGUCUUGAAGUCAAAAUUACCUCCCAUCUUUUAAAUUACGAGUUAAGUCUCGCUUCAUAAUCUCAUACGUCCAAAAUAAUAUACUUUGUAAGCUGUGUUCUUAGUAAAACACUGAACAAUAAACACACUUCCAGUCUUUUUGCUUUUUAAAAUUCAGAUGAUUUUUAAAUCGUUAUUCUGUUAACACCUAUACACAAGCUUACAAGAUUUAUAUGAAGUCGUUUAUUGUUAUGGAUGCUGAGGAAUAAUGUGCCAAUCAUUAUCAUGUUAAGCCUAAUGAUGUCCUUGGACGUUAAAUGGGCAUUCCCUAUUGGCCGUUAUUUAUUUCAUUCGUUAAAUAUUGUACAGAUGUUGUUUUCUAUUUUUAUGGUACGAUGUGGUCUGUUUGGUUGGUAUAUAAACAGAGUAUGUCUGAAAUAUAACAAUUCAUAUCUCAGAGGCUGUGACUUGCGUUCUGGACUCAACUGGCUGGGCUAGACAGGGAAGCGGCACCAAUCGGGACUCUAGGUCGUUCAUACGUGUUUUCCGUGUGAUUGUAAUCGAUCGAUAAAUAUACGCUGCUUAUCAUAACCUGCAGUCCACCCGUUACAACAUUUAUAAACAUAUUUACUCCUUUGUAAUGCAUCCAAAAAUGGAUUGAAUUUGCAUUGAGGUUUAGUAUGAUCUUUCGUGAAAUUUUUUGAUCAAACUUGGAAAAUUCAUCAACCAUUUCUAUUUUGGUGAAAGAUUUUUUUAUUUAGUCUAAUUAAUGAAUGGUAUUUAGAUUUCACGGUAUUUUAUGACAUUCCAAAAUGUCGAUGGUGUGAUAAAUUAUCUAAGUGUUGGACAUCACUCAUUUUAUUGAAAUCAUGAACUGAUCUAAGUUAAACAAGUGCAAACAUUGAAGCACUAGAUGGCUGUUUCAUCCUCGUAUGUAACUCAGUAUGGUGCAUCUAUGCAGACGAACGAUAUCCACAAGCCUAUAAUGAAAGCUAUAAUGUGCUGACUAGCAUUGAGAGGAAAUUUCCGGAAUUUUAAUGAUAAGUGAAUAGUAGAGUUCAACCGUGGCCUAUGCAUUUAGAGUUAUUACUAAUGAAUUCACUGUCUACA
Messenger RNA from Schistosoma haematobium, 7753 nucleotides. RefSeq names its product Isoleucine--tRNA ligase, cytoplasmic. Lineage: Eukaryota; Metazoa; Platyhelminthes; Trematoda; Strigeidida; Schistosomatidae. The transcript is spliced from 23 exons. Gene Ontology annotation, molecular function: aminoacyl-tRNA deacylase activity; tRNA binding; ATP binding. The coding region runs from base 425 to 3415 and encodes 996 amino acids. Gene Ontology annotation, biological process: isoleucyl-tRNA aminoacylation. The record is from RefSeq and is a predicted model, not a curated record.